AUGGAGACAUUAUUGCCAUUUAAUCAGCAUUCGAAUGAGUUGAUUUUCUAUAACAAGAAGUCUAGCUUUGUCCAGCAGCACAACCAGUAGCUAUUCCCAAUUGGUUCAGGACACUACCCUCUCUACGUAUAGUAAAACUUACUUAUGCCUAAUGAACUCGCCCUAGCCAACACUGACUUCUCGAUAGUACUGAUGGACUUGAAUCUGCAAGGACAAGUUGCUUCUUUCUAAAAGGAAGCUUUCCAUACUGAUAAGAUCAACGCUCUUAAGUUUUCCAACGACCAUACUAAUUAGCACCUUCAGCACGUCAUUGAAUCUGCAUCAUAGGAUGGAACAGUGAAGAUCUGGGAUAGAAGAAGUGGCGAGGCAGUGAGUACAUUGAGACAUCAGAACAGUCCCUUCUACUCAGUCGACACUAACAAGUCAAUAAUCUGUGCAGGCACGAACUCAGAACUUGUCUUCUGGGAUAUCAGAAAGAUGAAGCCGCCCCUUUUCACCUAUAAAUCUUCGCACACGGAUGAUGUGACUGGACUGGCUUACCACCCUGAAAACCCAGACUCGCUGAUUUCAUGCUCCACUGACAAUUUGAUGUGCUAGUUUGACUUUGCAGGCAAGGAAAACCCCCAGCUAGAAGAUGAGACAUUAGAGGGAGUUUACUGUUCUAGCCAGCCAUUGAUCAACUGUGGAUUUUUAAACAAAGACAUGAUCUGGGCAAUUACCAGCAUAAACACCAUAGAGAUCAUUAACCUGGAAAACCUAGACGUCUUUACUAAAGUAGAGAAGUUCCCGCAUCAAGCUGACUAUGUGAUUGGUUGUGAAUAGGAUAGAUUUACCAGCAAAUUCGCUAUAUAUGCAGGCAAUAACAAGGGAGAGCUCUAUAUCUAUGAAUUAGAGGACAAGAAUAAGCUUAACCUUGUAGACAUGAUUUUACUACCUUAGAAUCCAGAGUUGCCUCAUGACAACAUCAUUAGAAAUACAUUGAGAAUCAACAGUGAUCAGAUAGUGCUGACAACUGAAAAUGGAGACUUGAAAAUAUUCAAGUAUAGUCCAGAACAAGCUCAAGCGUAAAAUGUAAAGUCUCAAGCCCUGGAACUCCAAUAGCUGAUAAGUGACAAUAAUAUUGAGGAAGAUGAAGAUGAGGAUGCUAAUUAGAUGUACAUUGGCAAGAAGAAAAAUCAGAAUGCAAAGAAGUACAAGCCAUUUUGA
Molecule: messenger RNA, 1206 nt
Organism: Stylonychia lemnae
Lineage: Eukaryota; Ciliophora; Spirotrichea; Sporadotrichida; Oxytrichidae
Source: the annotation of a GenBank genome assembly